GGAAGUGGGCGGGACUUCGGGUCUGUAGAAGAAGAAGCUAGCCGCUAGCCCCCCGGUGCUGCAGGCUUUGGUUCUGUCUCUAGCCGAUCAACAUGGUCCAACUGGUGGGUUCACUCCGAAAAGAGCUUGCUGACUCCCUUUCCACCUGCAAAGUGCUGGUGGUGGGAGCGGGAGGGAUCGGCUGCGAGCUGCUGAAGAACCUCGCCCUCACCGGCUUCAAAAACAUCGAAGUGAUUGACUUGGACACAAUUGAUGUCAGCAACCUGAACCGUCAGUUCCUCUUCCAGAAGAAGCAUGUUGGCAAGUCUAAAGCACAGGUGGCCAAGGAGAGCGUCUUGCAGUUUUGUCCCACUGCAAAUAUCAUUGCCUACCAUGACAGCAUCAUGAACCCUGACUACAACGUGGAGUUCUUCAGAAAGUUCAUGCUGGUGAUGAAUGCUCUGGAUAACAGAGCGGCCCGUAACCAUGUGAACAGGAUGUGUUUGGCAGCAGACAUCCCUCUGAUAGAGAGCGGCACGGCUGGAUACCUGGGACAAGUCACAGUCAUCAAGAAGGGAAUGACCGAGUGCUACGAAUGCCAACCUAAGCCUACCCAGAAGACCUUCCCAGGAUGCACCAUAAGAAACACACCAUCUGAGCCCAUUCACUGCAUCGUCUGGGCCAAGUAUCUCUUCAAUCAGCUAUUUGGAGAAGAGGAUGCAGAUCAAGAGGUGUCACCCGACACAGCGGACCCAGAGGCUGCAUGGAAUCCCGAAGAGACGGCAGCUCGCGCCACAGCCUCAGAAAAGGACGGGGACAUCAAGCGAGUCUCCACCAAAGAAUGGGCCCGCUCUACAGGAUACGACCCCGUCAAAGUCUUCAACAAGCUUUUCAAAGAUGACAUCAUGUACCUGCUUACCAUGGACAAGCUGUGGAAGAAGAGGAAAGCUCCUACACCUCUGGACUGGCAGCAGCUAGAGAACAGUGCAUGUCCUCAGGAGGAGUCUCCAGGUUCAGGCUUGAAGGACCAGCAGGUUCUGGGUGUUUGGGGUCACUGCCAGCUGUUCCAGCACAGCGUGGAGACUCUCCGCUCACAGCUGCAGGAGAAGGGAGAAGGAGCCGCGCUGGUGUGGGACAAGGAUGACCCUCCAGCCAUGGACUUUGUUACCGCAGCAGCCAACCUACGUAUGCACAUCUUUAGCAUGAACAUGAAGAGUCGCUUUGAUGUAAAGUCCAUGGCAGGUAACAUCAUCCCAGCUAUUGCUACAACCAACGCUGUCAUCGCUGGACUCAUCGUGCUGGAAGGGUUGAAGAUCCUGUCUGGGGAACUAGAAUCCUGUCGCACGAUCUUCCUGAACAAGUGUCCCAACCUCAGGAAGAAGCUUCUGGUCCCAUGUGUCCUGGACCCGCCCAGCACCAACUGCUACGUCUGCGCCAGCAAACCUGAAGUCACAGUCAAGCUCAACGUCCACAAAACCAUGGUCCUCUCUCUGCAGGACAGGAUCUUGAAGGAGAGGUUUGGCAUGGUGGCUCCGGAUGUUCAGAUAGAGGAUGGAAAAGGGACCAUCCUCAUCUCCUCAGAGGAAGGAGAGACAGAAGCCAACAACAGCAAAUUUCUUUCUGAUUUUGGGAUCCGUAACGGCAGCCGUCUCCAAGUUGAUGACUUCCUCCAAGACUACACACUCCUCGUUAAUGUCCUGCACACUGAGGAACUAGAGCGGGAUGUGGAGUUUGAGGUAGUAGGCGAGGCCCCAGACAAAGCUCCGCCCCCUCAGACUAAGCAGGAAGAUGUUAGCAGCAUCACCAACGGCAACAAGGACUCCGCCCAGCCAUCCACCUCUUCUAAAGCUCCAGCAGAGGAAGACGACCUCAUGAUUAUUGACUCUGAUGAGGGGGAAGGGGCGUCGUCUAGCUCUGCAGCAGCAGCGACCAGCGGCAGCAAGAGGAAGCACUCAGAUGCAGAAACUGGCGAGACCUCCACCAAGCGCCCACGGACGGACCAAUCAAGUGCAGCAGCUGCCCCCACCGACAAUGAUGACGAUGACAUAAUCGCUCUGGACUAACCCGUCCUCCCUGGUCUCCUGAAGGACUGAGAACUCUUUGAACGCUUGUCAUUUUGACUCAAGACUGACAGUAGGCUUAAAUAAAACACCUCUUUUAUGAAGAACAAUUUAAUGCCCUGGUUCGUCUUUCGUCACUUCCUCCCCUGAACUCUGUGUUUGUGCUUUCAUACUCCCUCUGCUCUCUGACAUGAUGCUGUAAAUAGAUUCUACAUUUUAAAAAGUUUUGAAAAAUACAUUCAACUUCUUUUGUUAUUUUUAUUAAUUUCUGGUCCUGGUAAAAUGCUUCUCUUGAUGGUUUAAAAAAAGUGCUUUUUUGUAUUUUUUUAUAAACGUAUUGUAUUUCUCAUGCUACACAAGUCAGGGUGUGUUUGUGCUUUGUGGUCAGGUUACAAAAAAAAACCAAACAUUUUCUUGGGUUGUAAUAUUGAUCUCAGUCGUGGUGAAGGGACGGUAACAGACAGACCCAGGAGUCUGCGGCUUGUGGUACUCUAACCAGGGUACCUGUGUGUAGGUGCUGUUGAUGUCUGUGAUCAUCUGUGGGUUGGUAUAGCACAGAGGCACUGACGGAGAGUUUGGCCACGUUGUGCCAUGGGGCGUUAGUUUGCUACCUCUUUUCUAGAACUAACAUGUUUUGGCUGCAAAUACGUAAACAUACCCUCCGUAACACCGCCACAGUGAGGCGUCCAGCUCUUAGAGAGAAAGUUACUCAGAAACGGCCAUGGUGCAGCACCGUGGAGCUAACAUGGCUCCCUGUGAAACUGCGCUGCAUGCUAAAGGCUCUGGCUAAGCACAAGCCCGGCUUCGAUCCAGGCUAGUAGUAGUUUAAUGUAAACAUGUUCCAGUUGCUUUUCAUUAGUAUGACUUGGUUCUGUUUGAGCGAAGAGGUCACAGUUUGUUUAGACGGUUAAAGACAGAACCAGAGACGGAGUAGCGGUUUGACCAGAACCAGUCAUUCUUUUUCAUACUGCAGAGGUUAAUCUGAUGGCAGUGGAGUCCUGCACUGAAAUAACAUAAGAACCACUGGUACAAAGUGUAGCAGUUGAGCUGCAGUCUUCUCCAGUCUAACCCCUGUUUCAGUGUCCAUAAUUUCACAUUUUCAUUGAGCUCUGACUUCUUGUUGAAAGGCUAUGAGAGCCCUUUGGACCAAUUUGGUGAAGACAAUAAACUAAACAAAUGCA
Molecule: messenger RNA, 3220 nt
Organism: Siniperca chuatsi (mandarin fish)
Lineage: Eukaryota; Metazoa; Chordata; Actinopteri; Centrarchiformes; Sinipercidae
Gene: uba2
Product: ubiquitin-like modifier activating enzyme 2
Exons: 17
Coding region: 93-2042 (649 amino acids)
Biological process (GO): protein sumoylation
Cellular component (GO): cytoplasm; SUMO activating enzyme complex
Molecular function (GO): SUMO activating enzyme activity
Source: RefSeq, a predicted model, not a curated record